AUGGCCCUCAGUAUCCGGCAGAAGAGGGUGCGAAGAAUCUCCGGAGACCCAGUCGAUGGGGUUGUGGUGCAAGGCCCUGUGGAUGGUCUGGCUACUGGCACCCCACUCUAUAGUGUGGCGGUGCAAGGCACUAUAGAUGGAAGGACUACUUGUAGACCAAGGGGUUGGAGGUUUGGUACCUGGAAUGUAGGCACGUUGACAGGAAGAAGUUUGGAAGUGGUGGAGGAGCUGCAGAGGAGAAUGGUUGACGUGGCUGCAUUACAGGAGGUCAGAUGGAAGGGUGAGGGUACAAGGUUUGUGGGGGCUAAAGGUGGAAGAUAUAAGUUGUGGUGGAAGGGGGAUGAUGGCCUAUACUUUACUCUAUUACAAUCAAAUGAGCAUUAUUCGUCAAGAUUUACUAUUGCUGACAGUAUUUAUGGAACCACAUUUUUCGUAACAACAGGAUUUCACGGAGCACAUGUAAUCAUUGGGUCCACCUUCUUAGCUAUUUGCCUAAUUCGUGUAAUCAAAAAUUAA
Molecule: messenger RNA, 516 nt
Organism: Helobdella robusta
Lineage: Eukaryota; Metazoa; Annelida; Clitellata; Rhynchobdellida; Glossiphoniidae
Exons: 2
Coding region: 1-516 (171 amino acids)
Biological process (GO): mitochondrial electron transport, cytochrome c to oxygen
Cellular component (GO): mitochondrion; membrane
Molecular function (GO): cytochrome-c oxidase activity
Source: RefSeq, a predicted model, not a curated record